GUCAAUUUAAAUUUAACCUCAAAAGCAAUGUAAUAUUUAUUAUUGUUUUUAAAUUUAUAAUUUAACAAUAUAAUGAGUGCAAGGUUAAUAUUUGGACGAGUAUUUAGUAACGUUAUACAAAAAGCAUCAUAUGACCGUAAUAAAUUAACCUGUAACAGCCUAUAUGCUAGAUUUUUAAGUGUUCAAAGUCGCUAUUUGAGUACCACUAAGAAGAAGGUGAAAAAUAUUGAGAAAAAACAUUGUAACAUUGGUACAAUAGGUCACGUUGAUCAUGGGAAAACUACUCUUACUGCUGCCAUAACCAAAGUUUUAUCCAAAGAUGGUUCAGCGAAAUAUGUCUCGUAUGACGAGAUUGACAAGGCACCGGAGGAAAAAGCGAGAGGAAUCACAAUUAACGCGGCGCAUGUCGGUUACAGCACAAAAUCACGGCACUAUGCACACACAGACUGCCCUGGGCAUGCGGAUUACAUACGGAACAUGAUCUCGGGUGCCUCUCAGAUGGAUGCAGCUAUACUGGUUGUUGCAGCCAAUGAUGGGCCAAUGCCACAAACUAGGGAACAUUUGUUAUUGGCCAAACAAGUUGGCAUUCAGUAUUUAAUUGUGUAUAUUAACAAAGUCGAUUUGGUUGACCAGGAUGUUGUAGAGUUGGUAGAAAUAGAGAUGAGAGAAAUGCUGUCAGAUUUUGGCUAUGAUGGGAGCAAUAUACCAAUGGUUAUGGGAUCAGCAUUGAAAGCCUUAAAUGAUGAUACAUCAGAAAUAGGUGUACCAUCAAUAAAGAAACUACUAGACACCAUAGACAAUUAUGUUCCACAGCUAAUAAGAGAUUUAGAAUCGCCAUUUUUGAUGCCCAUAGACAAUGUUUUCACAGUACCAGGCCGAGGUACAGUGGUUGUUGGUACCAUUAAAAGGGGAGUUAUGAAGAAAAAUGAUGAAGCUGAAUUGAUGGGAUUUGGACAAAAUAUUAAGACCACAUUAUCAGAUAUACAGAUUUUUAGGUCUAGUGUUCUUGAGGCUACAGCCGGCGAUAACGUAGGAGUACUGCUCCGUGGUAUGAAGCUGCGCGUAGUGGAGACGGGGAUGCUGCUCUGCGCCGCGAGGAGCGCGACCCUCAGCAAUCACUUCACGGCCAAAGUGUACUUCCUAUCGCGGAGCGAAGGCGGCAGGAAGAAGCCGAUAUUCUCCAAAUACUCGCAACAAAUGUUCAGCGGCACUUGGAAUAUUGCGUGUCGGAUUGAUUUAGAACCUACCGUAGACAUGAUGAUGCCGGGCGACCACGGCGAGGUGUACCUGACCCUGCUGGAGUCCAUGGUGAUGACGCAAGGGCAACCCUUCACCAUACGAGAGAACAACGUGACAGUGGCCACCGGCAUAGUCACUGGCACUCUGCCGUCCGUCGAUGUACCCAAUGGGAAGCUAGGGAAAGUUGUAUUUAAUCAUGAAUCAAAAUGAUCGUCUUUCGGUCUUUUUCUUAUUUAUUAGAAUGCCUUUUGGUUCUAAAUAAGCGCCCGUUUGUUUUAAUUUUUAAAAGUGAAUAUAUGUUAUUAAAAAACUUUAAAAAGUCGAAGUUUUUUUCUAUAAAAGCCAAAGAUCAAUUUAGAAUCGACCAUAAAUUUAUUUUUACACAAUAUGUAUAAGAAAUUGAUUAAAGAUAUAAUGCUUAAAGUUCUGAUAUAUCAAAGUUGUAAGAAAUGUAUAAUUAAAAAAAAAAAACAUUAUUUUCCGAAUUUAACCAAACGGCUGCGUCAAAUACAUACAAUAAGAAAUACAAAGAAAAAUAUCUGGCCUUAAUUCAAAGAUAUGCAUAGUAGUAGUAACUUGAGCUAUGAUAGCCCAGUGGAUAUGACCUUGGACUUCGAUUCGGAGGGCGUAGGUUCGAAUCCGGUCCGGGACCUCCAACUUUUCAUUUAUGUGCAUUUUAAGAAAUUAAAUACCACGUGUCUCUAACGGUGAAGGAAAAACAUCGCGAGGAAACCUGCAUACCAGAGAAAUUUCUUAAUUCUCAACGUGUGAUGUCUGUCAAUCCGCAUUAAGCCAACAUGGUGGACUAAGGUCUAACACCUUUCAUUCUGGGGAGACUCGUGCUCAACAGUGACCCGAAUAUAGGUUGUUAAUGAUGAUUAUAGUUGUACCUUACGAACUGUUGCGACAAGUUUCUUUAUUUAAGAAUCUAUUUAUCCACGUAGACAGGUCAAGAUGAAAGUUCCAUAAUGUAUUUUGUAAAUAUAUUUAGUGUUGUGAAUACUGUAAUAAAUUAGAUACCAAACUC
Bicyclus anynana (squinting bush brown) is the source of this 2266-nucleotide messenger RNA. Its product is annotated as elongation factor Tu. NCBI's taxonomy places the organism in Eukaryota, Metazoa, Arthropoda, Insecta, Lepidoptera, Nymphalidae. The record is from RefSeq and is a predicted model, not a curated record. Gene Ontology annotation, biological process: mitochondrial translational elongation. Gene Ontology annotation, cellular component: mitochondrion. The transcript has 6 exons. The coding region runs from base 73 to 1449 and encodes 458 amino acids. Gene Ontology annotation, molecular function: GTP binding; translation elongation factor activity; GTPase activity.